UUAAAGAAAUAAAAGCCCGCGUUUAAGAACUAAAAACUUGUCAUCUUCUUCUCUCACCACAGUAAAAAUUCGCUUUUGCUUUUGUAGCUGUACUAUAUCACUACCACUACCAGACCCCUUCUCUCUCUCUCUCUCUCUCUCUCUUGAACCCAUAAAAAAAAAAAGCAGUGGUGGUUCUGCUUAUCACGAGCUUCAGUUCAGCCACUGCUGCUUUUGAUGCCAUGUUGCCGUGUUUGGUGGACCACCGUAGCUUAUGCAACACCUUACUUCUGUUGCUCUUCUUCUUCUUCUUUUCUGUUCUUGUUACUUCUUCCUCAGCUUGCUCCAGUGGCACUUGUCAGGUUCUAGAUGCUUGUACCGCGGCCGUGGACUGUUCCCCAGGUCUCUACUGUGGUAAUUGUCCUUCUUCCGGUGCUACUCAGCCAAUCUGCACCAGAGCUCAGGCAAUCAUUCCCACUACCAUUAUUAAUGGGUUGCCGUUUAAUAAGUACACAUGGCUGGUGACCCAUAAUUCGUUCAGUAACGUGAAUGCAGCUCCUGUAGCUGGUGCUCAGAGAUUGACAUUUUAUAAUCAAGAGGACACUGUGACCAACCAGUUGAAUAAUGGCGUGAGGGGACUGAUGUUGGACAUGUAUGACUUCGAGAACGAUAUUUGGCUCUGCCAUUCAUUUAGGGGCCAAUGUUUCAACUUCACUGCCUUUCAACCUGCAAUAAAUGUAUUGAAGGAAGUGGAAGCAUUUUUAAGUGCAAACCCGUCUGAGAUUGUGACAAUUAUAAUUGAGGAUUAUGUGCAUACCACGAAAGGGUUGACAAAUUUGUUUGCUAUGGCUGGGUUGGACAAGUAUUGGUAUCCUGUGUCCAAGAUGCCGAAAAAGGGUAAAGAUUGGCCCACUGUGACCGAAAUGGUGCAAGAGAAUCACCGACUUCUUGUUUUCACUUCUGACUCCUCAAAGGAGGCAAAAGAAGGAAUAGCAUACCAGUGGAAAUACUUUUUGGAAAAUGAGUCUGGAGACCCUGGGGUAAAAGGCGCAUGCCCAAAUAGAAAAGAGUCGAAGGCAUUGGACUCGAAAAGUGCAACUCUUUUCUUGCAGAAUUAUUUUCCUACAUACCCAGUUGAAGCUGAUGCCUGCAAAGAGAAUUCAGGUCCACUUGCUGCAAUGGUUGGUACCUGUUAUAAAGCAGCAGGCAACUUAAUGCCAACCUUUUUGGCAGUAAAUUUUUACAUGAGGAGUGAUGGAGGAGGGGUCUUUGAUAUUAUAGACAGAAUGAAUGGCCUGACAUUGUGCGGAUGUAAUACUGUCACUGCUUGCCAGGCUGGUGCACCUUUUGGGUCCUGCAAGAAUGUAGCUGUUCCUAGUAGAAGUCCACCAACAACCACCAAUGCAGGAAGCUUUACUGGAUCUGUUCAGUUUACAAGAUCUGCUUCAACUGUCAACUCUUCGAAUCGCUUGUUUCUCUUCUUAGUAUCAUUCCCACUGUUGGCAUUUUGGUUAUGACCACCACAGCCAAUUAGCGUAAAUCCUUGAGAUGGUGGCUUACUUACAGUGUUUUACACGUAAAAAUCUAGUGUCAUAGCAAACGGUUCUUAGUGUUAUAAAUUUGAUUAUAGAGGUAAAGCUUACCGAGAUUUUAGUUAAGAGCAGAAGUGAGGAUAUGUGCGGCGCAUGCAUAUGAAGUAGAUAAGUUAGUGACCAAGAAAGACCCAGAAAGCACUGGUUUGGUUUCAGGUAUACAGUACACUUCAUUACAGUAAAGCACUUGUUUUUAUGGAAGAAAAUAGAAAUAUUGAGAUUGAGAUGCUGACAUUUUACCUAGUGUUAUAACAACACCCAAUUCUGCCAUCGUUUUUUUGAUCAUUUUAUCUGUGCUGUGCUGUUGUUUUCUUUCAGGGCACAGAUAGUGUGGGUAACCAGUCAGUAGCAGUCAAGCAAAUCCAUGGCACAUCAUAUGUAAAAGUACUUGUGUGUUAAAUAAUAGGCUUUCUUAUUUGUAUUCUAACAUUUUUAAUGGGUGUUGUUUCUCAUUUCUUACCUAUAACAUAGGUUAUGUUAUCUCAUGUCUGCACUUUUGUUUUUAACAAUGUGGAUCACUAUGAAGAGUUGAACAAAUGAUUUAUUUGAGAAUUGUGUUAUGUAAAACAAGAAAGACCAUAAAGUUUUCAUUUUGUGCUGUC
This is a messenger RNA of Cannabis sativa, 2173 nucleotides long. Its product is annotated as PI-PLC X domain-containing protein At5g67130. NCBI's taxonomy places the organism in Eukaryota, Viridiplantae, Streptophyta, Magnoliopsida, Rosales, Cannabaceae. Gene Ontology annotation, molecular function: phosphoric diester hydrolase activity. The transcript has 8 exons. The record is from RefSeq and is a predicted model, not a curated record. Bases 222 to 1496 code for a protein of 424 amino acids. Gene Ontology annotation, biological process: lipid metabolic process.